Prunus dulcis (almond) is the source of this 703-nucleotide messenger RNA. Its product is annotated as sulfiredoxin, chloroplastic/mitochondrial. The transcript has 5 exons. The record is from RefSeq and is a predicted model, not a curated record. Gene Ontology annotation, cellular component: cytoplasm. Gene Ontology annotation, biological process: cellular response to oxidative stress. Lineage: Eukaryota; Viridiplantae; Streptophyta; Magnoliopsida; Rosales; Rosaceae. Bases 107 to 493 code for a protein of 128 amino acids. Gene Ontology annotation, molecular function: sulfiredoxin activity.
AGUUGUGAUUAAGCCGAAAAUCCAAUACCAUCCAAUCAAAACAUGGUGUAUAUCGUGAAUAUAGAUACACACACACAGAGGCUUACUAGCAAAACAGAGAACAAAAAUGGCGAAUUUUGUUCUGCAAGUACCAAACAACUUGAGGAGCUUCACUGUUUCUGCUUCGGUUUCAUCAAAUGGGUCUCCUCCUUUGAGUUCUAGUGGUGGCAGUGGUGGGGUUGGUGGACCAGUGAUUUUGGAGCUUCCUCUUGAUAAGAUAAGGAGGCCUUUGAUGAGAACCAGAGCUAACGACCCAAUCAAGGUUCAAGAACUCAUGGACAGCAUCAGUGAAAUUGGCCUUCAGACACCUAUUGAUGUGCUUGAGGUUGAGGGAGUUUAUUAUGGCUUCUCCGGUUGUCAUCGUUAUGAAGCUCACCAGCGUCUUGGCCUUCCAACAAUACGCUGCAAAAUCCGGCGUGGAACAAAAGAAACUCUCCGGCAUCACCUCCGCUGACUUCUUAUGGGUUAUCUUUCAGAGUGAAUUCGCAGUUUUUACCAAGUUACGCACCUUGGUAAUUAUACUGCAAGUAAUUAUUGGGCGUGUAUAAUCUUAUGCCUCUACUUGUUUGUAUAAAAUCUUGUCAAUGUCAUAAUGUUUAGAAGGUUUAUCUGUGUGGAAUUCAUAAAGAAAGUCUGAUACAGUGGUGCAAAUAUUUGUUGCUUA